UGGCUCAAGUUUUGCCACGGAUCUCCAGAAGCUGUUGGCAAGAGGUCAGCAUGGCUGACGAGGGCAGCGACUACGAGGAGGCCCAGGGCCAGCGCAAGGCGGAGGCCAUCCCGGAAGCCGUGGACACCUUUUUGGGCCGUCUGCUGGAGUCUAUCAAGGCCAGCAACAUUCAGGAGAUCAACCGGCUCUACGAGACCGAUUUCAAUCAGCUGACUGAAAGGUUCUAUAACAAGACGAAGUGGCCCAGCGCCUUUACCGUGGGCGAGACUCUGGGGCAUGAACAGGAGUUGUUCCUGAUCCUGUACAAGGAGCUCUACUACAGGCAUAUCUAUGCGAGGCUCAAUCCGGUCUCCUUCGAGGACCGUGUAGGGUCCUGGAACAACUACAAGCAGCUGCUGGACUUGAUGAUUGAGAACCUCUCGGAUGGAGAGGAUCUCGGCAUCGCCCUGCCGGCACAAUGGUUGUGGGACAUUCUCGAUGAGUUUGUCUACCACUACCAGACCUACAGCACGUAUUGCCACAAGACAGCGAAGAUGCAGAAGGACAAGGACAUUGACGAGCUGCGCAGUAGGCCAGGAGUCUUUGAGACCACCAAGGUUCUCAGCUACCUGCACCAGCUGGUGCGCUUCUCCUUGAUCGAGGAGUGGCUCGCCAACCCGGAAGGCGGCAACGGCCAAGGCGGAGCCUUCACAGAUGAGUCCACGCGCCUGGUGGGCUACUUCGCUCUUGUGCAGCUGCUGCGAAUGCACAGCCUGCUGGGAGACUACCGCCUGGCCAUGGAUACCAUUGAGAGCAUCGACUUCAGAGCAGAGGUCCCUCUCUUCUACCGCAUCCCAGCAUGCCACGUGACGGUCUUCUACUACAUGGGCUUCGCGUACAUGAUGAUGAGGAGAUACGUAGACGCCUCCCGAACCUUUCAAGACAUUCUGGUUUUCCUGUCCAAAAUCUCGUCCGUGAACUCGCUUUCCUACCAGUACGACCAGAUGCUGAAGAAGCAGGAUCAGAUGUACGUGCUGCUGUUGAUUUGCAACGCUCUUUGCCCGCAACCCAUGGACGAGUCCCUGGAGAAGCCCAUCCGUGAGAAGCAUUUAGACAAGCAGAUGCGGCUGCAGCAGGGUGUCGAGACCUGCUUCGAGGACCAGUUUUCUUAUGCCUGCCCAAAGUUCGUGGCGGCGGCGAUGCCCGACCUCGACAAUCUCGAGAACUUCAACGCGAACGAAGCCCACCAGAGGCAGCUUCACCUCUUCCUGCAGGAGGUGCGGCAGCAACAGGCGCUGCCCACCAUCGGGUCCUACAUGAAGCUCUACACCUCCCUGCAGACCUCCAAGCUUGCGCAGCUCUGCGAGAUGGAUGGUGAGGGCUUGAGGGACCAGCUAAUGUGCGUGAUGCACAAGACUCGGCAGCUGGUGCACCAGAAGGAGGGCACGCCCUUGGAUGGCGCCCUCCAGCCCUGCGGGGAAGUGGAGUUCUACCUGGACGGAGACAUGGUUCACAUCAACGCGCAGAAGCCGCAGCGACCACAUGCUGAUGUCUUCCUGGAAGACAUCCUGAAGUUUCAGGACAUCCUCAAGCGAGCGGACAGACUCGAGAAGACUACCGUAGAGAAGUGAGCGCUGCGCCGCGCGAAGCCCAGGCGGGUGUCCAACCCGACCCGGAUCAAGUUAGCCUAGCAUUCCAGUCCAACCUCAGCAA
Effrenium voratum is the source of this 1692-nucleotide messenger RNA. The record is from the annotation of a GenBank genome assembly. NCBI's taxonomy places the organism in Eukaryota, Dinophyceae, Suessiales, Symbiodiniaceae.